Messenger RNA from Tricharina praecox, 2185 nucleotides. Its product is annotated as Sec1-like protein. Gene Ontology annotation, cellular component: Golgi membrane. Gene Ontology annotation, biological process: intracellular protein transport; vesicle-mediated transport. The transcript is spliced from 7 exons. The record is from RefSeq and is a predicted model, not a curated record. Bases 348 to 2081 code for a protein of 577 amino acids. Lineage: Eukaryota; Fungi; Ascomycota; Pezizomycetes; Pezizales; Pyronemataceae.
CUAUUGCCAUCGCACGGAGCCACUCUCUCUACCCUGUUCGAGAUGCAAAGCAAAGUGGCCAUAGAUUGAUUACAUCUCGAUAGCCACUUUACGGUAACUACUCUAUCUCCUCGACCAUUGGAAAUCCCAUUGAGGAUCUGCAGCCAGCUGCAGCUGUCUCACCCAUGUCCCGACUCCCGCCCAGCCUCGCUUGUCCGAGCUCGGACCAACCAACCAACCAACCACAAGUCUAACCGCGCACAGCACAGCACAGCUAACCAAGCAAGCAACUGCUCUACCGGCACCCUACGUAACUGCAGCCAGCACCCUGAGCAACGAGCAACGAGCACCCACCAACGAACGGAACCAUGGAUAUCGUCGCCGCCAUCUCGAACUAUGUCACCAAGAUGGUCUCGCCCGAAGGCGCCACGGGGCCCUCAGGGAAAAUGAAGAUUCUCCUGCUGGAUAGCGAAACUGUGUCCAUCGUUUCCUCGGCCGUCACGCAGUCCGCGCUGCUCGCGCACGAGAUCUACCUUAUCGACCGCCUAGAUAAUUCCGAGCGCGAGAAGAUGCGGCACCUGCGUUGUCUCUGCUUCGUGCGGCCGUCGCCCGACAGUAUUCAGCUGCUGAUCGAUGAGUUCCGGGAGCCGAAGUACGGGGAAUACAACAUCUUCUUUAGCAACAUCGUCAAGAAGUCCAGCCUGGAGCGCCUGGCGGAGGCGGAUGACCACGAGAUCGUGCGGAUGGUGCAGGAGCACUUUGCUGACUACCUCGUCAUCAACCCGGACCUGUUCUCGCUGGGGCUGCAGAAGCGAGUGUGGUCGGGCAAUCCGGACAUGUGGGAUGCGGAUGCGCUGGCGCGAUCGCACGAGGGCGUACUGGCGGUGCUGCUGAGUCUGAAGAAAAAACCAAUGAUCAGAUACGAGAAGAAUAGUCAUGCGGCGAAGAAGCUCGCCGCUGAGAUCAAGUACCAGAUGGGGAAGGAGGAGCAGUUGUUUGAUUUUGGCAGGAUGGCAGAUACUCCCCCUGUACUGCUGAUUCUGGAUCGCAGGAAUGAUCCCGUCACUCCGCUGCUCAGUCAGUGGACGUAUCAAGCUAUGGUGCACGAACUGCUGGGUAUCAAUAAUGGACGCGUGGAUCUGUCGGAGGUGCCGGAUGUACGGCCGGAGUUGAAGGAGAUAGUCCUCUCACAAGACCAAGAUCCGUUCUUCAAGAAGAACAUGUACCUCAACUUCGGCGACCUAGGUGGCAAUAUCAAAGACUACGUCGACCAGUAUCAGACCAAAACGAAAUCGAACAUGAACAUAGAAAGUAUUGCCGAUAUGAAGCGGUUUGUGGAGGAGUACCCCGAGUUCCGACGGCUGUCGGGGAACGUCAGCAAGCACGUCACACUGGUCGGCGAGCUCAGUCGUAGGGUCGAUAGAGAUAACUUGCUGGAAGUCUCGGAGCUGGAGCAGAGUCUCGCGUGCAAUGAUUCCCAUUCGGCAGAUCUUAAGACAGUCCAACGGAUGCUACAGUCGCCCAUACCAAGCAGCAACAAGGUCCGGCUGGUGGCAUUGUACAGUCUGCGGUACGAGCGUCAUCCGCAAAACGCGCUCCCCGCUCUACUAGACCUCCUGGGUAUCGGCGGAGUACCCCAACGCGACGUUAACACCAUCAAAAACCUCAUAACCUACACCAGCUCCCUCCAACGGCAAGAAGACCUCUUCGAAGCGGAAUCCAUCUUCUCCCGCGCACGAAGCGGCUUCAAGGGUCUCAAAGGCGUGGAGAACGUGUACACGCAGCACUCACCGCGCAUGGAGCAGACCCUCAACAACCUAGUCAAAGGCCGUCUCCGCGAGCAAACCCACCCUUUCGUCGAGGGCAGCCCCAACACCCGCGAGAAGCCGCAGGAUAUCAUCGUGUUCAUGAUCGGCGGCGCCACUUACGAGGAGGCAAAACUCAUCGCGCAGAUUAAUGCGAGCACACCCGGCGUCAGGGUCGUCCUCGGUGGUACCGUCGUCCAUAAUUCGUCCAGCUUUCUGGAUGAGGUCGAUGAGGUCGUUGCGGCUUGGCCCGCACCGGAGGGGAGGACCCCCGCGGAGAGGUUGAGGAGGUUGUAGGGGACGUAUUUGUACCCGUACCUACUACAUAUCUUGCUUGGAUCGUAAUAGAGUGAAAGUGCCAGUUCAAUGGGGGAAAGGUUGCAGGCUGAAUUAGAUCAUUG